AUGACACUGAAUCGCAAAGGUAGAGGCGCUAGAACUGUAAAGUCGUAUAUUUGUUUAUUUGUGUGUUUCGUAACUCGCGCGGUACACUUAGAGCUUGUCAGCGACUUAACGUCUGAAUCUAAUAUCCUAGCCCUAAAGCGCUUUAUAGGACGUAGAUCAAAACCCGCAGAAAUCCUCUCAGAUAACGGAAAAUGCUUUAUUGGUGCUAAGAACGAGCUCGGUAGUUUUUUAACAAGAUGCGCCGAUGACAUCUCGGAAUAUGCAACUAGGCAAAACAUUAACUUCAAAUUUAUACCGGCGUACAGUCCUCAUUUCGGUGGCUUGUGGGAGGCUGGAGUCAAAUCCACAAAAUACCACCUCACUCGCGUAGUAGGAAACGCGCAUCUUACCUUCGAAGAACUUACUACAGUUCUUACGCAAAUUGAAUCAAUUCUCAAUUCACGUCCCCUAUCACCUAUGUCUUCUGAUCCCCAAGAUUUCCUACCACUUAGUCCAGCCCACUUCCUCGUAGGAAGAUCAUUGACUGCACCAGUGUACGAAGACAUGCGACACAAUACCAGCACUUACAUCAGUCGUUAUCAACGGGUGGAACAGAUGCGACAUCACUUCUGGGAGAGAUGGUCAAAGGAGUACAUAUCGGAGCUUCAGACUAGAUGUAAAUGGAUGAACGGCGUCGACACGUUGCAGCCAGGCAUGAUGGUUGUCAUUAAAGACGAUAAUCUGCCUCCAUUGAAAUGGAACCUCGGACGCAUCGACGGAGUUGUUCCAGGCAAAGAUGGCAACUCACGGGUGGCAGAUAUUCGCACGGCAACGGGCAUAGUGAGGCGCUCAUUCGCUAAGAUCUGCCCACUGUUCAAAGAAGAAGAACUUAGGAACCUGACGAUUCCAAGGCCGGGGGCAUGUUAA
This is a messenger RNA of Bicyclus anynana (squinting bush brown), 906 nucleotides long. RefSeq lists its product as uncharacterized. The record is from RefSeq and is a predicted model, not a curated record. NCBI's taxonomy places the organism in Eukaryota, Metazoa, Arthropoda, Insecta, Lepidoptera, Nymphalidae. Gene Ontology annotation, molecular function: nucleic acid binding. The coding region runs from base 1 to 906 and encodes 301 amino acids. The transcript has a single exon. Gene Ontology annotation, biological process: DNA integration.